CGCCAGCACAAUGAACCGGCGGAUUUACGCAAAGAUGGACGUACACAAUCUAAGUUUAACAGUGCUGAGCGCAAUUUUCUUCCUGUUGCUGGUCCCGCUGUCUUGUGUGGCCCAGAAGGGGAAAGCAAUUAGCCUCACUGACGAUAACUGGAACCAGGUUCUCGAAGGAGAAUGGAUGAUUAAAUUUAUGGCACCAUGGUGCCCAGCAUGUCAGAGCUUCAAAGACAUUUGGGAGAAUUACACCAGCUGGGCUGAAGAUCUGAAUAUCCAUGUUGCUAUUGUUGAUGUAACACAGAACCCAGGAUUAAGCGGAAGAUUCCUGGUCACGUCUUUGCCAACCAUUUUCCAUGUGAAGGAUGGUGUUUUCCGCUAUUACCAGGGCCCUCGGAUCCUUGGAGACCUGAUCAGCUUCAUCGAAGACAAUUGUUUUAAAGCUUUUUCCUAUCCGAAUCUUUCCCACAGGAUGUCAAGCCUCAGUUUAUUCUUCAAGGCAGCCAUGUUCAUUCGGUCACUGUACUCAACGAUGACAGAAGUGUACGGAAUCCCCGAAUGGGGCUGUUAUGUGAUCUUUGCCCUGGCUACAUUACUGGUUGGUUUCAUCGCUGGUAUGCUUAUUGUUUGUUGUGUGGAUUUGUUGUUUCCCGUUUCUGUCCAGUCCCUAUCAAAACCCGCUCCGCAUCCUUCACAUGUCGCCCGGCAGAAAGAAGACCGAGAAGAUCGGGAGAAGGAUGAUGAAUCCGACAUUGUUGAUGACACGGCGGGAAGCAAGGAAACGCUACGGCAACGAAACCCACAGCAGCAGCAGCAGCAACCCACUCAGGACGAGUGAUAAAACAAAAAACAAAAAUAGAAAACAAAGGUCUUCUUCAUCCCUCUGCAGCCAACCACGACCACCACCAAUAACAACCAACCACUAGCACCAGCACUACCGCUACCAACCACAAACCACAAGAACACUACCGCCACUUCCACCACGACCACCACCACCACGUUCCUCACACUUCCUGAAGAUUCCUGUUGUUGUUGUUGCUGCUGCUGUUGUCCAUGUUGUUUUGGUGGAGAAGACGAAAGGAGAUGCUGGAUGGGGGAAGAAACCGAUCAUGUGUUUAUCUCCUGAGUAAAGUGAUUUGCGUUA
Octopus bimaculoides (California two-spot octopus) is the source of this 1135-nucleotide messenger RNA. RefSeq names its product thioredoxin-related transmembrane protein 1. Lineage: Eukaryota; Metazoa; Mollusca; Cephalopoda; Octopoda; Octopodidae. Gene Ontology annotation, cellular component: endomembrane system. The record is from RefSeq and is a predicted model, not a curated record. Gene Ontology annotation, molecular function: disulfide oxidoreductase activity.